Messenger RNA from Python bivittatus (Burmese python), 5288 nucleotides. It is a transcript of the gene FAM168B, whose product is annotated as family with sequence similarity 168 member B. The record is from RefSeq and is a predicted model, not a curated record. NCBI's taxonomy places the organism in Eukaryota, Metazoa, Chordata, Lepidosauria, Squamata, Pythonidae.
CGCCUUUGGGGGCUUCAGACGUGUGCGGCCGUCGUCCGUCCUCUGCACACAGCCGACGAGCGGAUGUGACGUUCUGGGCUGCUGGGUUGCUGCGCAGUUCUCCGGAGAAGAGAGGAGAACGAGACGGCGAAGCGCAGUCGGGAGGGAUUCGUUCUUGCGGCAGCUUUCGGCGGCAGUAGCCCUCGCCAAGGCUUGGCCCCCUCCCGCCUCAGCCCCCAAAAGCGAGAGAGCGACAGCGGGGCGGGGGCCGCCGCGACCAAGCGCUGCUGUUCGUUAUUGAAAUCAUGAAUCCUGUUUAUAGUCCUGGAUCUUCUGGGGUUCCCUAUGCAAAUGCCAAAGGAAUUGGGUAUCCAGCUGGAUUCCCAAUGGGCUAUGCAGCUGCUGCUCCUGCUUAUUCUCCUAAUAUAUAUCCUGCAGCAAAUCCAACAUUCCAAACAGGUUAUACACCAGGCACACCAUAUAAAGUCUCUUGCUCACCCACCAGUGGUACAGUGCCUCCUUAUUCCUCAUCGCCCAAUCCUUAUCAAACUGCAGUAUAUCCAGUUCGAAGUGCCUAUCCACAGCAGAAUCCAUAUGCACAGCAAGGCACUUACUACACACAGCCUUUAUAUGCAGCACCACCCCACGUAAUCCAUCACACUACAGUUGUGCAGCCCAAUGGAAUGCCUGCAACUAUGUAUCCAGCACCAAUUCCACCUCCCAGAGGAAAUGGUGUCACUAUGGGAAUGGUGGCUGGGACCACAAUGGCAAUGUCAGCAGGUACCUUGUUGACAACACAUUCCCCAACUCCUGUAGCCCCGCACCCAGUUACAAUGCCCACUUAUCGAGCUCCAGGAACUCCAACCUAUAGUUAUGUGCCCCCACAGUGGUGAUUACCAUUGCCCAGUAUUUGAAGAUGGGAGAUAUGCAAUCAAGUAACUGAGGUUUAAAAGUUGGUGCUGAAGCCUUCAUGCCUCCAACCAGGACUUGUUUCUUCUGAAUGCUUGCAAUCCUUUGCUAAACACUAAUUCCACUGAAGACUUCCCAGUGCUGCAUAUCUUACAUCUUGGAACUCCAGCAGUUAGUCUUAAAGCAAAUCCUGUUUUGUGGACUGUCUUGCAAUUUUUAGCUAAUUAUAAUGAUUAAAGGGAGUAUAAAUUUAUUGAUUCAUAUCUAGUUGAAUGCAUGUCUAAAACUCGCAAAGCUUGCUCAACCUACCUGCUGUGACUGAUGCAAAAACUGUCAUAUGCAAAAUCCAAAGGAGCCGAAAAGUAUUUUACAAUUUGUAUCACUAAUGCACUGUUGUAAUGUAUGCAGGGUCUUAAAGAGGUAGAAUUGUGACAGUGAUUUUUUUCAUCGAUAUACAUUAGCAAGUGUGUUAACCUUUUAAGGCACCAGGUAAAGGGGGAACAGUUUGGUGGUGUUUUUCUUUCUGGUUCAGUGACUGGAAAAUGACUUUGUAGAAAUCUUACAAAGGAACUGUUUAUCAUUUGUAAGUUUUCCUUUCCAUUUCCACUUUUUGGAUUCAGUGUUAUUAUGGACAUUCUCAAGGACAAAAACAUUACGGGAAAAAUAUGGUUAACAGUCUUGCUAUCUAAAUCAUCAAUCAUAAUUGGAAUGUUUGGUGGAAAAUCAUCUGCAUAAUGGUUUACCUCCUAGAACAGUCUUAAAUGAUUGAUGUUAGUGAUUUCCACACUGUUAGUAAAAUAAAAUUUUGUUCAAGUUUAGGUCCCCCCCCCCAAACAAAAAUGUACUCACCUUGGCCAGAUUAAAAAAAAUAGUUUGAGCAGCCUGCUUUUGUAAAAGCAUAGUCAUAUCAAUAUUUCAGUAGAAAAGAAUUCAACAUAUUCUGAAGAAAAUGUCCAUUUUUGAUAUAUUAAAGGGGAGCAAACUAUUUAAAUCAUUUUAGUGGCUUGUUUUCCUUGCAGCAUGGAUAUGAACAAAGUGUGGAAGCAAUUGUUAGGAUAUACAUUUUCAUAAAAAUAGGACUAAAUUAGAAAGUGAUCAAGUACAAAGAUUCUCAUUGGUAAUAGUAUUCUUUUGGCAUAAUCUUGGGCAUAUGCUUUUUUACCUCCUAAAUUGCAUUUGGAAAAAUUGGAAUUAAGAAAACAGAUGCAGUAUUUCAUUGCAGUGAACCACUUCUGAACUCCUUGCCUACAGCUUUGAGUCUUCAUAGAAGUACCUCAGUCAAUGCUGUGGGGAUAUAGGGCUAGUCUUGGAACCAGUUUGUGUACCAAAAUUAUUAUGGGAUUUUUUUUAAAUUUUAUUUUAGGUUUUAAUUUCAGUGCUAAAAGCAAUCAAGGGCUUUCUUUGAAUUGGCACCAAUUAUUAUUUUUCCCCAGUAUUUCCUGUCUGCAAUAAAUAGUGUAGUCAAAGGUUAAAAUGUUCCAUUUUAAAUUUAACAUUUGUAGAUUAGUUUAUAGUAUUGGUAAAAUAUUUGCAAGUUGUUGGUGUGUUUUAAUUGUGAGACUGAGCAUCCCUUAUUUUGGGAUAAUCAGUUUUUAAAUCAGAUCUUGCAACUACUUAUAAGUAGCUUGGAAACUGGUUUUAGUACUAACAUCCUAUUUUUGUUCCCUGGGGCAAGAGGCUUCUAUGCCUCAAAUCCCUUUGAGGACAGGGCCUUUAGGACAUUUAAACAAUAACAUACUUUUUUUUUUUUUUUUACUUAAGAUAUAUUUUCUUUGGAUCAUUAUAUGACACCUUUAUCCAAAUGCCAGUGACACAACAUAAUCAUAUGUAUUGUUACAUUUUAAUCUUGAGCACUUAUUGCAGCCUAGAAAGUUCUGUAUCCAUAAAACAAGCAAAUUCUUCUCUCUUGCCAUUUGGGUCUGCUUAGCUAUUCCAUUUGUAACUUCAUUUCCAUGAAGUUAGUCAUCUUUCUGAAGAGUGCUCCUUAACUUAAUGAUUAUUCAGUAUGGGCACUUAGUCAGUGUAGCAGGCUUUUAAAGUAAAAUGUUUCUUGCCACAUUAUCACAGAUGUGAGUUUUGAAAAUUCAGUUAUGCCAGGGACAUGUUGAAAAUAAAUAAAAGCACUGCUGCCUCUAAUCUCUUUACUUAAAUGUCCUGAAGUCUAUAGCUAACGCAGCACUUUGUAAAUGGUAAAGACAAAUUGUAAUUUAUUCACCUCAAGUUUCAGAUUUCUAAAUGCUUCCUUGGUUUUUUUUUUUUUUUUAAAUACAGUGAUAGUGACAGCCUUUAGGUAAUCUGACUUUGAGCACUUUUUUCUGAGUUAUGUUAUGGGAUUCAUCUGCAAUGGAGGAUUAGUACUUCUUGCAAAAAUUACUGCACCUUCCAGAAAUUCUAAUUUGGGGGAGGGGGGAAUGGGGCAAUGACAUUUUAUUGGAGAUAAUUCCAUACCUCCAAUAGCGUCAGUAGGAAAGUAACCAAAAGCACAGUGAUGAGAGGAUGUAUAUAGCUUGGUAUAUUGUUGCAAAUAAUUAAAAAAAGCAUGAAUAUGAAACUGAAAGUUUGUACUUCAAAUGGAUGUACUAGACAGGGGAUAUUGUGGAAUUUUUUCUCCUUCUGUCUGUUAGUUCCCUGUUUAGAAUUCCUGUGUGGGAGGGUGGGUGAGGUAAAGCCUCUAAUUCUUAGUAUGUGGUUGCAUUGAAACUCUCCAGAAAGCUUUAAAGGGGGUUAAUGCAGCAGAGACAAGGCUCCAAUCAAGCUGCUUCCAAACAAAUGCAGCCUCUAGACGGGAAUACAGUAACAUAUUACAGCAAUAACAGAGAAAACAAAAGAUCUGAGUUUAAUUUCAAAGGCUAUGUUUUUAAAUAAUACUGAAGACACUGUUUAGGAGACAUUCUCAAAGCAGAUAACACAAUAUUCUAAGUUUGGGUUUUGUUUUUUUGUUUUUUUGUUUUGAAAAAUAGCAAAAUAGUCACAUUCUACAGAUACUUUAUAUUUGGCCAAGAAACUUGUAGAUGUAGUCAGUGGUAUUAAUGCUAACCAACUGACAAGAAACUAAAUCUCCCAUUUUUAAUCGAGGUGAUAGAUGUAUAACUAAAAUAUUAUUGUUGAUAUACAGACAUUGAAAUACUCUGAGAAGCUCAUACGUUACCACGAAAGGUGUCUUGAUGCCACGAUGGAGAUAAUGGAGGGAAGAAGGUUUUUUUGCUUUAUUUGGAUUCUUGAAACGUAAACCCAGUGAGAAUAUCGUUUUUAAUUUGUCAUGACUAAAAUUUGACAUAGGCUCCAUAUAGUAAUAUUCCAUGACCAUCACAAGUAGUUUUAACUUCAGUGGAGAAUUUUGAAUUUAUUAGGAAAAACUUCCUUUGUUCCUAUGCGUUUGUACUGAGCAUUCCUAUUGCUUGGUUAUGGAGUUAAAAAACUUAAGUUAAUUUUGUUGCAGUUAAAAUGCAGGAAGCAAAAUAUUUUCAACUAGUUUGUAUUGCAAUGUUGUGUUGAUACUAUGAAGCAACACCCAACACUGGGUGUCUGUUCUGGGGCAAAAAAAAUAGGCAUUGAUAAUUUUCUGUUAGUGAAGCUCAGCAUUGCAUUCUCUAUUAGGUAGUUUGUUAAUUAAGCAAAUUCCCUGUCUGUCUCUGCCUGCAAACACUGAGUCCCAAAUCUAGAAGUCUCUUUGUGAUUUUUUUUUAACCUGUGCAUAAAGUUUGUUUGCACUUGGCCUUCCCUAUUGUCUUACAUAAAGGAACAGCUCUGCAUAGUCAUUCCUUCUCAAUUUAUCCAACAGUCCCAUCCAUUUGGAAUAAUAACAAUAAAAGAGAGAAAGCUGUGCAGGCAAGGGAAUUGCAUUUAUAUUAAGCAUUUAAUUCUCUCUUGGUCAAGCUGCCGGUCAUGCCAUUCAGUAGAGACUGAAAGACAGCAAGGGGCAGGUAACGGGGGGGGGGGGAUUAUCAGAAUUCUUGAGCUGUCUCUUCAGCCUACUGAAGACAUUUUAUUGGUGUUUAUUAGAUACUGAGGUAGUUAUUUAAAUCAAAUGGGCACUCUUUCUAAAAUGACAUGGAAAUAUUUGAGCAUCCCAAUAUCAGAAGCCAAUUUAACAUACCAAGAUAGUCUGAACAGUUUGACUUCAAAUUCCCUGUCAUCAGUAUCUCUGUGACUUUUUCCAAUCUGAUAUGACUUUUGAGCACUUAGCAAGCAAACCAUGGAAGCUUCACUUAGCUUGCUGCUGUACAGACUUGUUUUUAGUAGAAUGGAUUUGUUAGUGGGAUUUUAUUGUAGUGCUAUUAUUGGCUGCCCUUGUGGGGUGAAAAGGGGAGUGCAUGCAACAGAAGUGCAAGAGGCCCCAGUAAUAGUGUUGUUAUGAAAUAGGCACAGGUUUCCUUUUUAUAUAACUUUUUUUUUUUUUU